AUGGAGCCUCUCAAGGCAGAGGUAGGUUCAAAGGCCUCAACUUCCACCACGAUCCUUGUCAUAGCUCUAACCGAUCCCCAGAAAAGAAAAAAGGCCGCCACCGCAGAAGAGUACCGUGAAGCCCGAGCCCAACUCCUCAAGCAAGAAAAGGAAGCAACCCGCCUUCUCCAGGAGCUAGCAGCAACUCGCCGCAAACUCCCAAUGGUCCAAGUACCCAACCCAGGACGCUUCAAGUUCGACACCCCAGCAGGACAAAAGACCCUCCUUGAUCUCUUCAACAACCGCAAACAACUGAUCAUCUACCACUUCAUGCUCGGCCCUGGAGAAACCCAUGUCUGUUUGGGGUGUUCGCUCUGCAUGGACCACAUUCCUGACCUUCGACACUUGGAAAGCAGAGACACGUCCUUCGUCGCGGUAGGAACCGCGCCAGUGGACGAGCUCACUGCGUAUGCAAAGAAGAUGGAUUGGAAGUUUCCUUUCUUCAGUUCUGCUCCGACACAUGCUGCCUGGGCUGAGGCCGAGAAAGAAGGUGAGGUUGUUACCUGGAAGCCGGGUAAUGGGUACUUUGGACUUUGCUGUUUCCUAAGGGAUGGCGAGGAUGUGUUUCAUACUUAUGAUACCUCUGAUCGCGGCCUUGAGGUUAUUCUUUCGACGUAUCAUUUGCUCGAUAUGACGGCGUUGGGAAGGCAGGAGGUUGGGAAUGGUAUGAAUGAUUUCCGGCGGCAUUAUGAGUAUUGA
This is a messenger RNA of Penicillium atrosanguineum, 738 nucleotides long. Its product is annotated as DUF899 domain-containing protein. The record is from RefSeq and is a predicted model, not a curated record. Bases 1 to 738 code for a protein of 245 amino acids. Lineage: Eukaryota; Fungi; Ascomycota; Eurotiomycetes; Eurotiales; Aspergillaceae. The transcript has a single exon.